CUCUGGUCAUCUCCUGUACUGUGUCCGCAGUCUCUGAUCAUCUCCUGUACUGUGUCCGCAGUCUCUGGUCAUCUCCUGUACUGUGUCCGCAGUCUCUGGUCAUCUCCUGUACUGUGUCCGCAGUCUCUGGUCAUCUCCUGUACUGUGUCCGCAGUCUCUGGUCAUCUCCUGUACUGUGUCCGCAGUCUCUGGUCAUCUCCUGUAUAUGUCCGCAGUCUCUGGUCAUCUCCUGUACUGUGUCCGCAGUCUCUGGUCAUCUCCUGUACCGUGUCCGCAGUCUCUGGUCAUCUCCUGUACUGUGUCCGCAGUCUCUGGUCAUUUCCUGUACUAUGUCUGCAGUCCAUUGGUUCAGAAUAUUUUUUUUCUUGUUUUUCGCCUCUA
Messenger RNA from Staurois parvus, 381 nucleotides. Lineage: Eukaryota; Metazoa; Chordata; Amphibia; Anura; Ranidae. The record is from the annotation of a GenBank genome assembly.